AUGCAUGGCGGAUGCUUUGUGCAUGCCUGUGACACGUGCUUUUCGUCGGGCCACGCAGCACGCGCGCAAGGCCACACGCUUACGCCGGAGUCCUUGGCUCGUGAAGAAACGGAUGUCAUGAAGGUGGGGUCGGGCCCGGGUUUUGUUUCAUGCAUGCAUGCACAUCCUUGCGUACUCACGCAGGUUGACCAUGGUCAAGAAGCCUGGGAUGUAAUGAUGUGGGCUCGCCGCGAACCACUUUAUGGCCUCUACAAGCGUGUGAUGCAAGCAGAGGGCUUGGAAUCCUGGAUUAUGCAUGUAUGA
This is a messenger RNA of Symbiodinium natans, 303 nucleotides long. Lineage: Eukaryota; Dinophyceae; Suessiales; Symbiodiniaceae. The record is from the annotation of a GenBank genome assembly.